Molecule: messenger RNA, 1464 nt
Organism: Anopheles cruzii
Lineage: Eukaryota; Metazoa; Arthropoda; Insecta; Diptera; Culicidae
Product: facilitated trehalose transporter Tret1-like
Exons: 2
Coding region: 1-1464 (487 amino acids)
Biological process (GO): transmembrane transport
Cellular component (GO): membrane
Molecular function (GO): transmembrane transporter activity
Source: RefSeq, a predicted model, not a curated record
AUGACUCCGGCGCCACCGAUCAAACGAGGACGAUACCGCAAUGAGUACAUUGCUGCACUCGCAGCAACUUCUUCCCUCGUGGCGGCAGUUGCCUGCGCCGGGUGGUCUUCGCCGGCUAUUCCUGCCCUCCGUGGACCCGACUCACCUGUACCGAUCACGCCGGACGAAGGAUCUUGGAUCGUUGCCCUCCUUUCGAUUGGUUCCCUGCUCGGACCGAUCGUCUGUGGACUGUUUGUCGAUCGCUACGGACGUCGAAAGUUGCUGCUAGGGUCGGCCAUUCCCAUCGCCGUCGGUUGGGUGCUGAUCGCGUUUGCCCGAUCCGUCGCAGUGCUUUACGCUGCCCGACUUCUGCACGGGUUCGGCUACGGACUGGCGUACUGCGUGACACCCAUCUAUCUGGGCGAGAUCUCAUCCGAUGCCGUGCGUGGCUCCACCGGCGUACUGGUGACGGUGAUGGCCAAACUAGCCUUUCUGCUCGAGUACACGAUCGGCUCGUACGUUAGCUUCAAGUGCUUGGCUUGGAUUUCAUGCGCCCUUCCGGUGGUAUUCUUCGCCACGUUCUUCUGGAUGCCCGAGACUCCUUACUUUCUGUUGGCUCGCGGCAGCGAUCGGGCCGCGGCCAGAAGUCUCCGCUGGCUGCGUCGCAGCGAAGACGUGGCUGGUGAACUGGGGCGUAUGAAAAAACUCAUGGAGGACAGCAAGCAGACGGCGGCAGGCAACUCACUAAGACUGCUGUUUGCGUCUGCGAACCGACGCUGUCUGGUGAUCAUCCUACUUCUCUCGUUCGGUAUGCAACUGACCGGCAUCAAUGCGAUCCUCGGCUACUCGCAGACGCUCUUUUCGGGACUCGCACUGCCGCUGACGGCUGCCGAACUAUCGAUCGUGCUGGCGCUGGUGCAGCUUACGUCGGUGAUGCUUCCGACGUUCCUCGUCGAUCGAACCGGGCGUCGGCCCCUUUUGCUCAUCUCAACUGCUGGUUCGUUGCUGGGGCUGGCCACUUGUGCCAUAUAUUUUACGCUGGUCGAAACCGCUCCCGACGUGCUUUCAUCCGAACCGGGUGCCGCACACGGAUGGGUACCGUUCGUGGCGGUGCUACUGUUUAUCGUCUCGUUCGCAAUCGGACUAGCAACCGUGCCGUUUGCCAUCCUCGGUGAGGUGUUCCCGAAGCACAUCAAAGCAACGGCAAACGCCGUGUUUGCCGUCAUCACAUCGGUGGUCGUUUUUACGGUGCUAAAGCUAUUCCAGGUUAUCUCGGACGGUGCGGGCACGUACGUUUCGUUUUGGAUCUUUACCGCCUGCACGGCUGUGACUGGUGGGUUGAUUUAUUUGGUCAUCCCAGAAACGAAGGGUCAAUCGUUCGAGCGCAUCCAGGAACUGAUGCAGCAACGCAGCAAUGCCGGGGGUGAGCGCGUGGAGAUAAACGGUGACGAUGCACUGAAACAGAAAAGACAACUGUUGUGUUAG